Messenger RNA from Debaryomyces fabryi, 1335 nucleotides. Its product is annotated as bifunctional AAA family ATPase chaperone/translocase. Lineage: Eukaryota; Fungi; Ascomycota; Pichiomycetes; Serinales; Debaryomycetaceae. Gene Ontology annotation, biological process: mitochondrial respiratory chain complex III assembly; protein insertion into mitochondrial inner membrane from matrix. Gene Ontology annotation, cellular component: mitochondrial inner membrane. The record is from RefSeq and is a predicted model, not a curated record. The transcript has a single exon. Bases 1 to 1335 code for a protein of 444 amino acids. Gene Ontology annotation, molecular function: ATP binding; ATP hydrolysis activity.
AUGGCACAACAACCAGCUACAUUUGAUCUAGAGAAAAUCAAAGAAAAUUCGGAUGGGUCAAUGUCAGGUAUAGCUAAGCUGGCAUUCAAUGAAGUCGUAGUGAAUAAUCCAUAUUUUGCUGCCGGUGGUGGUUUGAUGUUAUUAGGAACAUCGUUAGCAUUAGCACGUAAGGGAAUAACGGUAUCAUCAGGAUUUAUUUACCGUCAGUUGUUGGUGGACUUGGAGAUUCCUUCCAAAGACAAGUCGUACUUGUGGUUUUUGGAAUGGAUGUCCCAAUACAAGCACAGGACUUCCAGACACUUAUCGGUGGAAACAAACUAUAUUCAGCAUGAUAAUGGAGCUGUUACGACGAAGUUUUCGUUGGUUCCUGGUCCUGGGAAGCAUUUAAUCAGAUAUAAGGGUGCGUACAUGUUGGUUAGUAGAGAAAGAUCAGGAAAGCUAUUAGACAUGACCAAUGGGAGUCCAUUUGAAACUGUCACAUUGACUACAUUGUACAGAGAUAAGAACUUAUUCCAUGAUUUGUUAGGGGAGGCUAAGAAAUUGGCAUUAAAAGUUCGUGAGGGUAAAACUGUGUUGUUCACGUCAUGGGGACCAGAAUGGAGACCCUUCGGACAGCCUAGAAAGAAAAGAAUGUUGGGAUCAGUUAUUCUUGACGAAGGAAUUGGAGAGUCUAUCCUUAGUGAUGUUAAAGACUUUUUAACCAGUGGUGACUGGUAUCACAAAAGAGGUAUUCCUUACAGAAGAGGAUAUUUAUUGUAUGGACCACCAGGUAGUGGUAAGACGUCAUUUAUUCAGGCAAUAGCGGGUGAAUUAGACUAUAAUAUAUGUAUUCUUAAUUUGUCGGAGAACAAUUUGACCGACGAUAGACUUAAUCAUUUAAUGAACCAUAUUCCUGAACGGUCGAUAUUACUAUUGGAAGACGUUGAUGCUGCAUUCAAUAAGAGAGAGCAGUCGGAUGAUGGUGGUUAUACCUCGGGGGUAACAUUCUCUGGUUUAUUAAAUGCAUUAGAUGGUGUUGCCAGUGCCGAGGAAUGUAUAACCUUUAUGACAACAAACCAUCCCGAACGUUUAGAUCCCGCUUUAUUGAGACCAGGAAGAAUCGAUUUCAAAGUCAUGAUUGAUAAUGCUACCGAGCACCAAGUCAAGAAAAUGUUCUUGAGGUUCUAUGAAGAUGAAUUCGAGUUAUGCGAACAAUUCUUAGAAAAGUAUAGACAAUUGAACAUGAAAAAUAUCAGCACGGCCCAAUUACAGGGGUUAUUCGUCUAUAACAAAAGAAACCCCCAUAAUGCCAUCAAAAUGGUUGACACGUUAAAAAAUCCCAACACUGUAUUUUAA